Chanos chanos (milkfish) is the source of this 1545-nucleotide messenger RNA. RefSeq names its product gamma-aminobutyric acid type A receptor subunit alpha1 (gene gabra1). Bases 1 to 1545 code for a protein of 514 amino acids. The record is from RefSeq and is a predicted model, not a curated record. Gene Ontology annotation, biological process: monoatomic ion transmembrane transport; gamma-aminobutyric acid signaling pathway; chloride transport. NCBI's taxonomy places the organism in Eukaryota, Metazoa, Chordata, Actinopteri, Gonorynchiformes, Chanidae. Gene Ontology annotation, cellular component: membrane. Gene Ontology annotation, molecular function: GABA-A receptor activity; extracellular ligand-gated monoatomic ion channel activity. The transcript has 11 exons.
AUGAAUAGUGCGCGAGACCUGCGCAAACUCAGCGUCGUCAGCAGCCGCUUCUUCAGCCUCGAGCUAAAAUUCGGCAGAUCUGAGAUCUUUGAGGAUUUUUCCCAUCGUAACCACGCCGAAAAGCUUUUACUGAGAGGGCGAGUGAAAUUUCCUCCUUGGGGGACAAUGUGGGGUCAAAGCGGAACGGCCUUACUUUGUGUUUGGGCCUUCUUUUCAGUCACUGACGUGGUCAGUGGGAAGAGCUCCAAUCAGAACGGGCCGUCCGAUGAGCAGAAAGACAACACCACGGUCUUCACCAGGAUCCUGGACAGUCUCCUGGACGGCUAUGACAACCGUCUCAGGCCUGGCCUUGGAGAGCGUGUAACUGAGGUCAAGACAGACAUUUUUGUGACAAGCAUUGGACCAGUCUCGGAUCACGAUAUGGAAUACACCAUAGACGUCUUCUUCCGGCAGAGCUGGAAAGACGAGAGACUGAAGUUCAAGGGUCCGAUGGCGGUGCUCCGUCUGAACAACCUGAUGGCCAGUAAAAUCUGGACUCCAGACACCUUCUUCCACAACGGCAAGAAGUCGGUCGCCCACAAUAUGACCAUGCCCAACAAACUCCUCCGAAUCACUGAGGAAGGGACGCUGCUUUACACCAUGAGGUUAACGGUGAGAGCAGAAUGCCCCAUGCACCUGGAGGACUUUCCCAUGGAUGCCCAUGCCUGUCCGCUCAAGUUUGGCAGCUAUGCCUACACACGUGCCGAGGUCGUUUAUGUAUGGACGAGGGGUGCUGCCCAGUCCGUGGUAGUCGCUGACGAUGGUUCCCGACUCAACCAGUAUGAUUUAAUGGGACAGACAGUGGACUCAGGCGUGGUCCAGUCUAGCACCGGAGAGUACGUUGUCAUGACGACACACUUCCACCUGAAGAGGAAGAUCGGUUACUUUGUCAUCCAGACCUACCUACCAUGCAUCAUGACUGUGAUCUUGUCUCAGGUGUCUUUCUGGUUAAACAGAGAGUCUGUCCCCGCCAGAACUGUGUUUGGAGUGACCACUGUCCUGACAAUGACAACUCUGAGUAUCAGUGCCAGAAACUCACUUCCUAAAGUAGCCUACGCCACAGCCAUGGACUGGUUCAUCGCCGUCUGUUACGCUUUUGUCUUCUCCGCCCUCAUCGAGUUUGCCACCGUCAACUACUUCACCAAGAGAGGCUACGCCUGGGACGGUAAAAGCGUGGUCCCGGAAAAGCAAAAGAAGAAGAAGGAGUCUCUCCUGAAGAAGAACAACACUUAUACUGCUGCCACGGCAACAGCGUUUGCACCAAACAUCGCCAGAGACCCUGGUCUUGCGACCAUCGCCAAGAGCGCUCCCCCUCCUCCGACCGAACCCAAAGAGGAGCCCAAACCCAAGCCGCCAGAGGCCAAGAAAACGUUUAACAGUGUGAGCAAGAUCGAUCGCAUUGCCAGAAUAGCCUUCCCCUUACUCUUUGGAACCUUUAACCUGGUAUACUGGGCCACCUACUUGAAUAAAAAGCCCAAGUUACAAGGGGCACUUCAGCCUCACUAG